UUUUAUGGAAACCCCCCCCAAGAUUUAAGCGCUCUUGAAAAAGCUGGAAUUUGGUAACUCCUAUAUAAAUAGGGAUUGGAUUGUUGGGUGUGUAAGUGCAGCAUGGCUUGUGCGAUGGUUGUGAAUGUGAGAGAGUUCGACCCAAGUAAAGACAGAGAGAGUGUGGAAGCCGUUGAGAGAAUAUGUGAGGUUGGACUCAGUGGAAAGGUUUCCCUCUUCACGGACCUCCAGGGUGACCCAAUUUGCAGGGUCCGCAAUUCACCUACUUUCCUCAUGCUGGUAGCCCAAAUUGGGCAAGAGACUGUAGGAAUGAUAAGAGGGUGCAUCAAAACCGUUACAUGCGGAAAGAAGCGAAACAAGCUGCCCAUAUACACCAAACUCGCUUACAUACUAGGCCUCCGUGUGUCUCCAAACCACAGGAGAAUGGGCAUAGGGCUGAAGCUGGUGCAGAGAAUGGAGGAGUGGUUCAGAGGCAAUGGAGCGGAGUACGCCUACAUGGCAACGGAAAAGGACAAUGUCGCAUCCGUUAAGCUCUUCACCCACAAAUGCGGCUACAACAAGUUCCGUACCCCCUGCAUCCUCAUCAACCCCGUUUACGCUCACCCACUCAAGACCUUCUCCAACAAAAUCACCAUAAUCCCACUCGCCCCACACGACGCCGAGUUUCUCUACCGCAACAAAUUCGCCACCACUGAGUUUUUCCCGCGCGACGUCGACGCCGUUCUCACCAACCACCUCACUCUCGGAACCUUCCUGGCCGUUCCGCGCGCCUCUUUCUGGGCUGACACGUGGCCCGGCUCGGCCCGCUUUCUGGCGGACCCACCUUCCUCCUGGGCCCUCCUCAGCGUCUGGAACUGCAAGGACGUGUUCACGCUCCAGGUGAAAGGCGCUUCGCGCGUGAAGAAGACGCUCGCCAAGACCACUCGCCUCCUCGACAAGGCCUUGCCCUGGCUGCGUCUGCCUUCUAUUCCGAAUUUCUUUAAGCCCUUUGGGUUUCACUUUUUAUACGGGCUUGGAGGGGAGGGCCCGGAGGCCCACAAGAUGGUGCGGGCUUUGUGCGCCUUCGCGCACAACCUCGCCAAGGACCGUGGCUGCCAGGUUGUGGCCACUGAGGGUUCGAGCCGCGAACCCCUACGCUGCGCCAUCCCGCACUGGAAGAGGUUCUCCUGCGACGAGGAUUUGUGGUGCAUCAAGAGACUCGGGGAAGAUUACAGCGAUGGCUCCCUUGGUGAUUGGACCAAAUCUCCUCCUGGAUUCUCAAUUUUCGUUGAUCCUAGAGAGGUUUAAUUUUACCAACUAAUUACAACUUCAGAAACAAAAAAUAAAAAAAAUCUGAUCUUUUAGUUAUACCUGUAAGGACUAAGGAGGGUUCUUUUUUAUUAUUAUUUUUUUUUAUGUAAAGAAAGAAGGAAUAUCCUAUCUCUCUCUUUGUUUUGUUUAAAUUUUGUAAAUGGUUAGUAAAAUGGAUGUGGGUUCUAUAUCCCUUUUGUUUGA
Messenger RNA from Cajanus cajan (pigeon pea), 1494 nucleotides. Its product is annotated as putative N-acetyltransferase HLS1. The record is from RefSeq and is a predicted model, not a curated record. NCBI's taxonomy places the organism in Eukaryota, Viridiplantae, Streptophyta, Magnoliopsida, Fabales, Fabaceae. Gene Ontology annotation, molecular function: acyltransferase activity, transferring groups other than amino-acyl groups.